Molecule: messenger RNA, 583 nt
Organism: Candidula unifasciata
Lineage: Eukaryota; Metazoa; Mollusca; Gastropoda; Stylommatophora; Geomitridae
Source: the annotation of a GenBank genome assembly
AUGCUACAGACUACACCACCAGAGAUCACAAGACAAAUUUACUCCCAAAGUUCAACAAUUAUUCAGUCUGGAACAAAUCUCUAUUUGUCAAUUGAGGCAAGUGGGACAAUGCCACUACGGUACACAUGGAGACACAAUGACACAGUAGUCCAAAAUGACACCUUGCCAUAUUACAGAAUUCUGGAUGGUGUACAGGCAUCACAUUCUGGAACAUACAGAGUUACUGUGGAAAACAGUUUUGGAAAAGUAAGGAGCUUGCCACUGAAGUUAACAGUUAAAGAUCUUGGGAGUUUUCCCAAUGUAAGUGACACAAAUGUAAAUGUUCAGACAGGGAAAGCUGUUGUUCUGCCCAUGCCAGAAAUAUCAUACCUAAAUGUGAAAGGUUCCUUCAGUGUGGAUUGGGUAAAGAAUGAUGUGAAAAUUGGCUCUAGCAGUGAAUAUUACAUCACAUUGGAUUACGACUUGGCACUUUUCAACAUCCCACUAAACUUCAAUCAGUCUAGAUUCAGGGUCAAGUUUACACAUACAACAUCAAUAAAGUUUCUUGAGUACUACAGUCAAAAUUGUAUACUUAAUGUGACAG